Messenger RNA from Chironomus riparius, 303 nucleotides. Lineage: Eukaryota; Metazoa; Arthropoda; Insecta; Diptera; Chironomidae. The record is from the annotation of a GenBank genome assembly.
AUGAUCAAUCAACGAGAACCAGUUCUAGUCGAGGAACUCCUCCACGAAGUAGAAGACGAACUUUGUGACGAUGACGAAGCAGAACAGUCAAGGGGGUCAAAAGUCGCAGCAUUCUUUCAAAAACCAUUUGACUUUAUCCAAAUGAUGGUUCAAUUUGUGAUUUAUUUUAUGGUUCGUAUGGCUACCGAGGGAUGUAUGUUGCCUAUGCCAGAGCUUGAUGAUGAUGAGAAUGAGGAGGAAGCAGAUGAAGAUGAAGAUGAUGUUGGUGAUUUAGGAUUUAAUGAUGAAAAAAAAGAGAAAUGA